AUGCCGCGACAGCCCCAACCCUCGGAACUCAGGCGGCGCAUGCCGCCGAGUCAACCCUCCGACAGUGCCCUCAGCAAUCCAUCCGAAAGCGAGGCACCACCCACACCGCCGGCCGCUGGUCAAGAGGACAACCACACGACCGUUGAACACGUCCAUAUCGUCGAGCAUAUCGACGAACCGAAGACGAGGAAACGACGCUCCACCGCCAUUUUCCUCCUCGGCAGUCUCUUCGGCCUCGUCGCCGCCGGCUUCUUCGCGAAGAGCAACGACCUCAUCGACUUUCCUGAGCUCGGCGAGUUCAGCGUCGACAGCCUUUUCGAUGCCCUGCCCGCCGGCCUCGUCGCCGAUAUGCGCGACCUCGUGAAAGGAGAACGCGAUUUCGUCGACAGCUACGAUGCCUUUGCCGUCGGCCUACAGGCGCGGUCCGAAGGCCUCUCAGCCCACCAUCCCAUGAUCAUGGUGCCCGGCGUCAUCUCGACGGGACUCGAGUCCUGGGGCACCGCCAACGUCUCCCGGCCAUACUUUCGCAAGCGUCUCUGGGGCAGCUGGAGCAUGAUGCGCGCUCUCGUCAUGGACAAGGACAACUGGAAGAGGCACAUCAUGCUCGACAAGCAGACGGGUCUCGAUCCCCCGAACAUCAAGUUACGAGCGGCGCAGGGGUUUGAUGCGACCGACUUCUUCAUCACGGGCUACUGGAUCUGGAACAAGAUUUUUGAGAACCUUGCCUCCAUCGGCUACGACCCAUCCAACUCGUUCACUGCUGCGUACGACUGGCGGCUGGCAUACCCGCACCUCGAGAUCCGAGACCAGUACUUCACGCGCCUCAAGAACCACAUUGAGACGGCCUUUGAAGCAUCCGGCGGCAAGAAAGCCGUCCUCGUGUCGCACAGCAUGGGCGGGCAGGUUGUCUUCUACUUCUUUCACUGGGUGGCCUCUGACCUGGGCGGCCGUGGCGGCGACGACUGGGUCGACCGCUACGUCGAGUCCUGGAUCAACGUCAGCGGGUGCAUGCUAGGUGCCGUCAAGGACCUGACGGCCGUGCUGUCGGGUGAGAUGCGAGACACGGCGCAGCUCAAUGCCUUUGCCGUCUACGGUCUCGAGAAGUUCCUCAGCAAGGACGAGAGGGCCGAGCUUUUCCGAGCGAUGCCUGGAAUAUCAUCGAUGCUUCCGCUCGGCGGCAACGCCGUCUGGGGCAACGGUACGUGGGCGCCUGACGACCUGCCGGGGCAGAACCACACGUUUGGUACGGUGCUCAACUUCAGGGAGGGCCUGAACUGGACGACGCCGGAGAAGAACCUGACGGUCGACGAUUCGCUGCAGUACCUCUGGAACACCACAGAGACAUGGUACCAGGACCUCGUCAGGGAGAGCUACUCUCACGGCGUGGCCCACACGGAGGCCGAAGUCGAGGCGAACGAGAAGGACCCCCGAAAAUGGAUCAACCCGCUCGAGACGAGGCUGCCGCUGGCGCCCAACCUCAAAAUCUACUGCUUCUACGGCGUGGGCAAGCCCACGGAGCGCGGCUACUACUACAGGUCGCCGGAGAUGCCGUCGAUGACGAACCUCAACAUCACCAUUGACACGGCGCUGAUCGAGGGCGAGGUCGACCACGGCGUCGUCAUGGGCGAGGGCGACGGAACGGUCAACCUGCUCAGCACGGGGUACAUGUGCAAUCGCGGCUGGGACCUCAAGCGGUACAACCCGGCGGGCGCCAAGAUCACCGUCGUCGAGAUGCCGCACGAGCCCGACCGCUUCAGUCCCAGGGGCGGGCCCAAGACGGCGGACCACGUCGACAUUCUCGGCCGCCAGAACCUCAACGAGCUCAUCCUGCGGGUCGCCGCCGGCAAGGGCCACACCAUUACCGAUUACGUCGUCAGCGACAUCCACAAGUAUGCCGACCAGGUCAAGGUGUACGAGGAAGGCGAAGAGCGUGACUAG
Verticillium alfalfae VaMs.102 is the source of this 1938-nucleotide messenger RNA. Its product is annotated as Phospholipid:diacylglycerol acyltransferase. NCBI's taxonomy places the organism in Eukaryota, Fungi, Ascomycota, Sordariomycetes, Glomerellales, Plectosphaerellaceae. Gene Ontology annotation, biological process: lipid storage; triglyceride biosynthetic process. The record is from RefSeq and is a predicted model, not a curated record. Gene Ontology annotation, molecular function: phospholipid:diacylglycerol acyltransferase activity. Gene Ontology annotation, cellular component: cytoplasm; perinuclear endoplasmic reticulum. Bases 1 to 1938 code for a protein of 645 amino acids. The transcript has 2 exons.